Molecule: messenger RNA, 2287 nt
Organism: Gloeophyllum trabeum ATCC 11539
Lineage: Eukaryota; Fungi; Basidiomycota; Agaricomycetes; Gloeophyllales; Gloeophyllaceae
Exons: 7
Coding region: 21-2162 (713 amino acids)
Source: RefSeq, a predicted model, not a curated record
GUAAAACGCCUGUACCUAUUAUGUUUCCGCGAGGGCCCCGAUUUGUGCCGGAGAAAGUGCCUGACGUCCCUGGUCCCGGGGCGUAUAACCCCAAUCUAGAGAUUACUGAGGCGUAUAAACGCGGAGCGUUUCUUGAGAAGACGGACCGAUUCGAUAAAGACAAGCCGUCUGGCGUUCCUGGGCCAGGGGCGUAUGCUACUGAGAAGACGACGGGCUCGAAGCAGCCUGCGAAUGGAGUGAAGAACGCAACGCAGGUUGACAAGUAUGCCACACUCCAACGCAAGCUCGAGCAUCUCGAGGGUGUACAUGCAGAUUCCAAGAAGGCACAUCAAGCAGAGGUAGAGCGACUCAAGCUGGAGCUCAGUCGAUGUCAGAAGACGAACGCGGAGCAGAGCGAGAGGCUCGACAAGCUGAAGAAGCAGAACGACGCCCUCGACGCCCGACUGCAGGAAUCCAAGAAAUCCCAAGCAAGCCAGCAGUCCGAGAUCAAAGACCUCCGCGCGAAGCUGCGCGUGGCCGAACACGAGCGCAACCAGCUCACCGCGAAGCAGGGGGACGCCAGCGAGGCGCAAAAGGCACUGCACGUGCUGGAGACGCGGAGGAAGGACGAGGUGCGCCAGCGGGACAGGACGAUCGCGGACCUGGAGCGUAGUCUGUCCAUGGAGAGGAAGAAGCGGGAGGCGGCGGAGGCGAAGGCGCAGGAGGCGAAGAGCAAGGUCGACGCGCGUAUCGACGAAGUGCGCGCGCAGGUGUCGAAACUGCAGGACGAGCUGAAUCUCGCGCAGUCGGAGUGCCUGCAGAAGGAUGCGGCGCUGGGCGAGGCUGAAGACGAACAGGAGAACCUGUGCCAGAGGUUAGAGCAGACGACGCUGCUGUUGUCCCGCGUCGCGGCGGAGUAUGGGCGGCUGGCGUCGUCGACCGUGCACCGAUCUGAGCACGACAAGCUGAAGCACGAACACGCGUCACUGCAGAUCCGCGCCGCGCGCCUGGAGCGCAAGCUUGCGAAUUCGGAGGCGCAAGUGGUUGAACUCGCCAACUUGGUUCGGUAUACGAAGGAAAACAACAUGUUCCUCUCGACGUACCUCCGGGAUAUCGAAAAGGAGGCUGCCCUGUAUGCGCAGCUGCUGCAAGAGUGGAACUCAUCCUCACGUUGUCCGAUAUCGGAUGAACGACUGGAGGACGACGUUCGGGCCGCUGUCUUCGCCCUACAGGACGAUGAGAAGGAGGCACUUCGCAUCUGCUCGGCGACAGACAGGCACUUCUGCGACCUGUACAAGGAGAUGGUGCACGACCUUGUCGAGGCAUUCUCUACUUCGGACAGCGAUCUCGCCGAACAGCGAGCGGCAACUCAGCAGCUGCAGACCCAGCUCUCUGCCGCCACCGAAGCCCGAGGACGACUUGAUACCGAGCUGGACGCGCUCCGUAAAGAACACGCCAUGGCGCAGGAGGAUGUAACCCGCCUGAAGACCUGUCUCGAUGAGCUCAGGGCGAGCGAAGAGGCAGCACAACAGGAGCUCGAGAAAAGGGGGGCGGAGAUGAAAGCCAAGAUCGCAGAGACGGAGAAGCGCGUCUCGGUGGAGAAAGAAGCGGCCCAGCGGCUCGCGGUCGCGUUGCAGCAGGCUCAGUUAGCGGAGCAGGCGCUGCAGGCCGAGGUCGAGCAGAUGUCCUCGGAGCUGGCACAAGCCGAGCAGUAUCAGGAGGCGUACGACCAGCUUCUCGAAGAGGCAGGGGCGCUGGUCGCGCGGAACCAACUCGCGGAGGAGGAGGCGGACCGCCUCAGCCGGUUCAAUGCUGAGAUACUUGGCCAUAGGAACCCUGCGCAGAGGAUUAUGUACGUAGACCGGAUACGGAGGGAGUUGGCGGAGACGAAGCAGAAAUUGCUCCUGUCUACCCGGGACCACGAAGCCGCCAUGGCUGACAACGAGGACCUGCGCAACGAGCUUGACAUGUACAAAUCCGUUAUGGUACCUAUCGACGCUAAACCGCGGACGGCGAUUACACGGGUCGGGCGCGCGCCGCUGGCGUCGCAGAAUAUGAACGUCAACGCGAAGCGCUUGAUGGUGCAGUCGCAGAAGGGUGGAAAGGCAGGAGGGAAGAUGGGAAGCUCCGGUGAGGUGGAGUGGGUGAGGGAAGGGGAUAUGACAAUCGAUGAGCUGAUGUAGAUUGCCAUGGGUGGACACAUCGCUGGUGUUAUUUUAUUCGGUGUUCAUCUAUCGUAUAUAUACCACACCCUGUUUGGUUGUAUUGUACAGACUACUUGGUCGUUUGGAGCAGAGUUCGUGAGUGG